Molecule: messenger RNA, 3172 nt
Organism: Danaus plexippus (monarch butterfly)
Lineage: Eukaryota; Metazoa; Arthropoda; Insecta; Lepidoptera; Nymphalidae
Product: forkhead box protein J2-like
Exons: 6
Coding region: 375-1271 (298 amino acids)
Biological process (GO): regulation of transcription by RNA polymerase II
Cellular component (GO): nucleus
Molecular function (GO): DNA-binding transcription factor activity, RNA polymerase II-specific; RNA polymerase II cis-regulatory region sequence-specific DNA binding
Source: RefSeq, a predicted model, not a curated record
CCAUCGUCGCCAUUUUCCUUGUUGUAGGCGCCUCAAAUGUCAUAAUAAUUUCAUUUUUCAGUAAAUUAAGUUUUCUUUAAUGUUUUGCGUUCUUUCUUCUGUUUUAUUGAUGUCUACGUCUAAUUUCCGGCCUAAUAUUGUGUUAUUUGCAUUAAAUUUCUCAAAUUGUGUUAGCGAUUUCUGCCGACACUCCAAGGAUAUAAUUGAUGUUUUACAAUGAGAGAUCAUCUUCGUAAAAGGUAGCGAGUUACUAAGACGCCCACAAAACGCUGUGUAAAGGGUCGUUUAGUGUAAAGGUCCAUUUGUGAUAGUGUUAGUUAAAUAAUGGAAAGUUGAAGUGGUAUUAUUGAGAAGUUUGCAUUGUAUGUGACACAAUGAGCGAUUCGCCAGGAGUAGAGUGGCUCCCGGCGUACAGCCCAGGACCACCGCGGCACAGCCCCCUUGGUCCAAUUCCUCGCUUUCUUUAUGAAGAUGUACAACCGCCACUAUUACAACAGGAAAAUAACAACAAGGAAAUUGACCAGAAACAAGACAAAAAUAAAAUCAAACACGCCAAACCUGCUUAUAGCUAUGCGAGUAUGAUUAGAUUGGCUAUCAGCAGCUCGCCCAAUGGAAAGAUGACCUUGAAUGAGAUAUACAACUACAUCUGCAACGCCUUCCCCUAUUACAAGGAGGCUGGCAAGGGCUGGAUGAACUCUAUCCGUCACAACCUGUCCCUGAACAAAUGCUUUAUGAAGGUGGCUCGCAGUAAAGACGACCCUGGCAAGGGUUCCUACUGGGCUAUGGACACCAGCUACAAGAUGGCUGAGGUCACUCCCAGGAGACGGCGCAGUCUACGAAUGGCGCCCUACAGUCCAGAGUGUAGUUCCAACAGUUCAGGAGAGGCCGGCGCGUCUGGAGUGGACGCCGCGCCCACGCCGCCCGCUACGCCCACGACGCCCACCGCGCCCACCACACCUACGACGACCACCGUCCUCAAAGAGGAGCCACUGGUCAAAGGGGAACCCAACUUGGAGCACACUGACGACGCGCUGUCCGCCCUCAUGGACGACGAGCUCAUCACGGACGCCGAUAUCAGCAGAGAGAGCUGGUGGUGGUCGGGUGCGAGGCGGCACGUUUGUGUGGUGAGACACAGCGCCCUCACCGACGACUACGGCAACUUCCUGGACCUGCGUCACCACUGCGACUGUCCUCCGGACACACCGGACACCGCCGACCUCGCCGCGCAGGCGCCCACGACCGCGCUCACCCCGCCCUGGCACGCCUUAUAACACGAGACACACAUAUCACACAGACAUUGAUGAAUACAUACAUAUAUAUUAUAUUAUAUUGUCUUUACCGAUAUUCAGAAACUUCAAUAUUAAUGUACAUAGUUGUGAGUGUGAACCGUUUGAGGGAUAGUACUGUCCUAUUGUGAGUAGAUACGGUUCAACAAUACGUGUAACAGAGGUCCAGUUUGUGGAACGUUGUAUGGGACUCCCACAACACAGGGAUCCAGCUAGUAGGAGACUUGGGACUCGUGUCAAUUUCGACCAUUAGAAAGUUUGGACCCAGUUAGUGCUAGCUCUUACAAUGUAACGGAUAGGUGUAAAUGUAUGUAAAGAUUGUUAGGGUGGGAUAUAUAUUAGGUGUAAAGUAUAGUAGCCACUGUAUGCCAGUAUUUUGUCAAGGAACGUAUUUUCUUUGUUAUUUGCCGUCUACAAGGUUUGAUACGAGACGCGUCGCAGUGAGUAGCUCCAACUGACUGAUGUACUGUCAAUAACAUAUCUGCCAACUGAUUCAUACGAUAGACUAGUGUCUAGUUAGUUACCUCUAUAGCAAGUAAUAUAACGUAUUGGACGCCGCUUUUUUACUUGAAUAGAAAUAUUUUAUAUGAAUUGUUUGAGGUAUUUUUCCUUUUUUUGGAAGAGCGAUUAUAUUCCAAGGUGAAAGAAGCGGCGUUCGUGUGCCGGGAGCGCGGGAGCUCUCCGAAUACUUACAUAUUUUAGGUUUUACUUUAUUAACUCAUACGACAAAGCGUUUCACACACGACUCGCGCAAUCCGUGUGGACGUCAUCGCAGUUUCAAACCGGAACAUUAAAGCUGAAUCACACUUAACAUAUGUAACAUGAACAGCCAAAUAUCGAAGCCAGUCGGAUCGGAUCUCAAGACGACCAGUAUAACUAAAAAAUAACUAAUCCUUAAGUAACCUUAGUCCUUUGAUAAAAAACGUACGGUUAUUGUCGUUUAACCGAUGCUUAUAUACGUAAUUGUAUUGUCGAUAGUCGGGCCUAUCAGUAUCAGCUGUCAGCGGCCGAGCGUCGCGUGCCAUAGAUAAAAAAAAUGUGUUCACGAAUUAGAUAUACAUAUACAUAAUGUUUGUGGGAUGUGUUUACACUACGUCCGGCACGCAUCUAUAUACUUAUAACUAAUUGUAAGCGAAAUAUAAAUAUAUUGUAAUAUUUUGUGUUCUUUAUAUUUCGCGCGUUUUUUAAAACGCCCGCGACGUGUCCUGUUGUAAUUGUCGUUUGAUAAUAGAUUGGCUCCCAAAACAACAUUCCUUGCUUUCGAUAAUAAAAUUCUAAAACAUAUAUGUUACUAAUAUUAUUAACACUUGUAAUUAUUAUUUCGGAUUCUAGUAUUUUUAAGUAUUCUUAUAAAACAUGAUCGUUUCAAAUCAAUAUUAUAUUACUUUGAAGACUCGGUGCGUUAUGUAAGUUGCCAUCGUUUUAUUUUGAUAUUUAUUUUUUUUCUGUGAUAAAAAAAGAAACUUCAUUUAUGAAGAAAAUUAUUAUUUACAUUUCAACCUUUAUCGUCAUGCAUAAUACGAGAGCGGAUCGAGACUGUCAACUGUCGACCGACGCUUGACGUGUCGAGACGUACCUACCUACUGAUGUCGUAAAACUAACUAAGUAAUAUUAAAGUUAGUGGGUGUAUAUUAUUAUAGUUUGUGUACUAAAAGGUUAUUUUCCGAGAUCGCUGGUGUUGACCAGCGUGUCGCUGUGCUGUGUCGACUCUGUCGGUGCUCGUGGGUUCGGGAACCUGCUCCGCCUAUAGAUGAUAUUAUCGCGGUGAAUUAUUUGAAUUUAUAAUUUGUAUUGGAAUUCUUGUCCGCUACCAUUUAAUUUUAAGAGUAGAAUGUUCUACCUCUAAAAUCAUAGUUGAUGUACAAUAAUAUAAACUUUUAACAAAU